Molecule: messenger RNA, 1350 nt
Organism: Solanum dulcamara
Lineage: Eukaryota; Viridiplantae; Streptophyta; Magnoliopsida; Solanales; Solanaceae
Product: large ribosomal RNA subunit accumulation protein YCED homolog 1, chloroplastic
Exons: 2
Coding region: 84-1028 (314 amino acids)
Source: RefSeq, a predicted model, not a curated record
GGGAGAGUCGAGCCGCUCCUGAUUGAACUAGUCCUUUUUUCUUGCAGAUUCUUUUGCCUAGUUAACAAUUCUACUUAUUUGAAAUGGCUCUUGUAUUCUCAUCAGUUUUCCCCUUCUGUGUUAACCUACAAAAUGUGAACCACAUAACCAAGGUCCAUUUGAACUCUUUUGUUCACUGCAAAGUUUGUAAUUGUCUUGCUGCUGCUAGUAGACUGAGGAAUCUUAAGGGCUCAAAGUUUGUAGUCAGAAAUAAGAAAAGUAAUUUUCUUGUGGAGAAAAGCCAUCCUGAUUUUGAUUGGGAGGAUGAGGAACAAGGCGACCUAGAAGAAGAAGAUGAUGAUGAUGGGUCGCCGUGGGAAGGCGCAGUUGUGUAUAAAAGAAAUUCUUCGGUUACACAUUUGGAGUAUUGUACCACCUUAGAAAGGCUAGGGUUGGGAAAACUCUCCACAAAGGUUUCAAGGUCUCGAGCUUCGGUAAUGGGACUGAGGGUGACAAAAGAUGUCAAAGAUUAUCCUGAUGGAACUCCAGUAUUGAUUUCCCUUGAUGUCACAAGGAAGAAGCUGAAGUUGAGGCUUGACGGAAUCAUCAGGACUGUCAUCGCACUUGGUUGCAACAGGUGCGGGGAACCAGCUGCAGAAAGUAUCUUUUCAAACUUUUCCCUCCUAUUGAGUGAAGAACCUAUAAAGGAACCAGAGACCCUGGACAUGGGCAUAAUGUUUGGAGAGGACACAUUCAAAAGUUUUGGAAACGUGGAAGAGGAAAUGGAGGAUAAUGAUGGUUGGAUACCUUUAGAAGAUCAGCUGUAUUUUCCUCCUGAAGAAAAAGUCAUUGACAUUUCAAAACAAAUUAGAGAUCUGGUGCACAUUGAAAUCACCAUUAGUGCUGUAUGUGAUCCCAAGUGCAAAGGUUUGUGCCUGAAAUGUGGUGCUAAUCUUAAUGUCAAUAGGUGUAGUUGUCAUAUGCAAAAGGUAGGGGAGAAAGGUAAUGGUCCUCUUGGAGGUCUGAAGAAGCAAAUGCAGCAAACAUGAUCUUUAGUCAUUCCGACAUUUUUUGUGUGUAAUACUUUUAGUAGUUUAUAAGCUGAAAUGCAAGCCUUUCCCUUUUACUUUUUUUUAUGCCAACAAAAUUCAUCGUUCACACUCACAGAACUAUCGAAAGAGUUGAGAAAAAGCGUGUGGAUGUUGAAUUGUUUGUUGUACUUCUCUCCCGUUUUCUGUCAUGACAUUGUCCGUAGUCGAUAUUGUUUCGAUCUCGACUUAAAUAAAGUGAAUUCGUAUAUGUAUAGAAAGAGAGAGAUGUCAUCUAAAUGUAUGAAUUUUCAAGUUCCAAUAUACUGAAAGGGUUCUAAUA